GAGAUGGGGAGAUAGAAUUGAGCACUUAAAAAAACCGUAGUUUACUCAUAUACACACAGUAGCGACAAAGUACAGUGUGUGUUCUCUCUGUUUCUCUGUCUUUCAUCGAACCAAAAUUCUUUGAUUCUCUGUUCUGUGUUCAAAUUCAAAUAUGACGAGCAAGGAUUAAUUCAAUCACACAACCACUGGUUUUCGCAAAAGAAAUAAACACAGAGAAACAGAAGAAGAAGUAAGACAUCUUUUUUUUCUGGUGUGUAGCAUAAAAUCGAGUCCAAUCCUAUCUAUUGACAACAUACUGUGCAACCCUCGGGCUAAAAGGAAACUCGGGGAGUGUAAAAGAGAGGAAAAAAAACAUUUUUUUUCUCGUGUCAAAAUUGAAGUGAACUCCAAACGGAUUGUGGUAACAUACGAAAUCUCGAUUUUCCCGUUGUUUGCGGAAGAAAUUAGUUCAAUAUCUAGAGAAAUAAGUACACACCUGAAAAUUCCAUGUAAAUUCCACCUACAUAGCCUGACACCACAAGGAUACAUUUCGAAUAGAAAAUUAUCAUCGAUUUGCUGUACUCAAGAGGAACCACAGUGAUAUUUCCGUGUGCAAGCAAACUUUUGAUUUUGAGUGCCCCAUUUUUUUUUAUUUGCGUGUAUAACUCGUUGCUGCUCUUUUUUAUCCUGUCUUUUGUGUGUGCAACAUAGUUUUUGAAUGUCGAUAGAACUAUAUUAGUGUCAUUGUGAUCCUUGUAGUGGUUAAAAUUUACAAUUUUUUUCGUUAACUUUUCUUCCAAUAUUUUUCGAUGUGCUAAGGAACAUAUAAUAUUCCACACAGAUGUACCUGUUCUAGAAAUUAUCUAAAUUACACACUUGCCACAGUACAAAUGGUGUUUGUUAUCAAAUCAAAACAAAAAAAGUGAAUUUUUAAUCUGAAAAUUCAAUCCAAAUAAAUCGAACCGAAAUUGUUUUGUUUAGUUUUUGGUGCAGGAAAAAAAACACUCGAUCAAAAAAUCCUAUAAUCAAGCCACGUAUUAUUUUCCUUGUCGACAGCACAUAAAAUAUUGAAUUAGUGCAUUUUUAAGCAGUGUUUCCUUAAAUUCGAUUUCAAUUGAAAACUAAUGACAAAAUAAUGACCUCAAUUUGGCUGCUCUUUUACCAUCGAACCAUCUAAAACGAAUUUCACAGCUAAAAUUAGUGAUUAAUUUGAUUCAUUUUUCGAAUAUAAACAGUGCAUUCGGCGGUGCAAACAUAGUUUCGAGUGAGAAUUUGAAAUGACACUGCUUGAAAUCCAAACCAGAGACGUUCAUCAGUGAAACCAACACCGAAUGAAUAUAUGGAAAUAAAUUGGCGACAAAAAAUUUGUGUAAAAAGUAAUACUCAACGCAUUUAAUUGAAAAGAUAGCUGAAUUUUGGAAGACGACAAACGACAACAGAGAGAGAGAAAGAAAGAGAGAGAGAGAGAGAGAGAGAGAGAAAGAGAGAAAAGCUUACGAACAAAAUGCCAGUGAAAAAACAAGAGGCACAUCGUGCGCUAGAGCUGUUGGAAGACUAUCAUUCACGUCUUUCAGCGCCACAAGAUCGAACCCUACGGAUUGCAAUCGAACGCGUCAUUCGGAUAUUCAAAUCGCGGCUAUUCCAAGCAUUAUUGGAUAUCCAGGAAUUCUACGAAUUGACAUUGUUAGAUGACACAAAAACCAUUCAACAGAAAACAGUGGAAACACUCCAAAUUGCAUCAAAGUGGGAGCAAGAAAAUUCGUUGAAAAUCAAUGCAUCGGAGACAAAGGAAUCUGCUAUGAACAAUGCACAUUUGCCAUUGACACAAGCAUUGAUCAAUUUAAAGGAGCAGCAAGAGUUAGCAGAGAGCCAGAAUCAGCGUUUUAAAACCGAAAAUGAGAAAUCGAUUUCGAAGAGUGAAUCGGCGAUCAGUAAUGUGGACGCAACCGUAAAGAAGAAUGAAUCUCCAUUAAAACUAUUGACACAUUCAUCUGGGUGUAAAAAUUGUGUGAACGGCGACGAGAGUUGGGCACAAGAAGAAAUCACCCUUGAACGUGGUUCAUCUGGGUUGGGAUUCUCCAUUGCUGGAGGUACCGAUAAUCCUCUCACAUCAGGAGUGGAUACAUCCAUUUAUAUAACAAAAUUAAUACCCGGCGGUGCUGCGUCAAAUGAUGGUCGUUUACGUGUUAACGACUGCAUCAUAGCGGUAAAUGAUGUGUCCGUAGUCAAUGUUCCACAUGCAGCGGCGGUUGAAGCGCUCAAGAAAGCCGGAAACGUGGUGAAAUUGAACAUAAAACGAAAACGACCACCAACUACACCGAAGUCCAUUGACAUUGAUUUAGUGAAAGGGAACAAAGGAUUGGGCUUUUCGAUUGCCGGUGGCAUCGGUAAUCAACAUAUUCCCGGCGACAAUGGAAUUUACGUUACAAAAGUGAUGGAAGGUGGUGCUGCGCAUGUUGAUGGCCGCUUAUCGAUCGGUGACAAAUUAAUCGCCGUCAGAACCGCCAGUCACGGUGAACGUAAUCUAGAAAAUGUAACACAUGAAGAGGCCGUUGCAACACUCAAAUCAAUUACUGACAAAGUCACAUUAGUCGUUGGUAAAACGAAUCUUGGCCUCAACAAUACCACCAAUUCGAUCGGUUUAUCGAAUUCAAAUUCACAAUCAACAAGUGCCGUUAAUAGUAUAGGCCAAACUGUCGUCGAUUAUGGGCGCUCACAGUCACCAGCAGCGCCAGCAGCUUCAUCACGUUCACAUUCGCCUCACCUGGAGAGCUCAUCAAGAUAUGCAUCAUCAAAUGUGCUGGCGGCAGUGCCACCAGGAACACCAAGAGCUGUCAGUACGGAGGACAUUACAAGAGAGCCGCGAACCAUCACAAUAAAAAAAGGUACACAAGGUCUUGGAUUCAAUAUAGUCGGCGGUGAAGAUGGCCAAGGUAUUUAUGUGUCGUUUGUAUUGGCGGGCGGUCCGGCUGAUGUUGGUGGUGAAUUGAAACGUGGCGACCAAUUGCUAAGUGUCAAUGGUGUCAAUCUACGAAGUGCAACACAUGAAGAAGCAGCUCAAGCUCUCAAGAGCUCUGGCGGUGUCGUAAACUUAGUUGCUCAGUAUCGACCUGAAGACUAUAACCGGUUUGAAGCACGAAUCCAUGAGUUGAAACAACAAGCUGCCAUAAAUGCCGGCACCGGUACACUUUUGCGAACAUCACAAAAACGAUCAUUAUAUGUGCGAGCACUAUUCGAUUAUGAUCCAAACCGAGAUGAUGGUCUACCAUCACGGGGGCUUCCUUUCCGACAUGGUGACGUCUUACACGUGACAAACGCAUCCGACGAUGAAUGGUGGCAAGCUAGACGAGUCAUCGGUGAUGGUGAAGAAGAAGGUAUGGGCAUUGUUCCAUCAAAACGUCGUUGGGAACGGAAAAUGAGAGCACGGGAUCGCAGCGUCAAGUUCCAGGGACAUGCAGCUAAUAAUAAUGUUGAUAAGCAAUCAACACUUGAUCGAAAAAAGAAGAACUUCACUUUUUCGAGAAAGUUCCCGUUCAUGAAAAGCAAGGAUGACAAGAACGAAGAUGGUUCAGAUCAAGAACUCGCACAAAAUGGAACAAAUCACACUGAAGAAAUUAGUCAAGAUUAUCAGCCUUUUAUGCUUUGCUAUACACAAGAUGAUGCGAACGCUGACGGAGGCGAGAUUAUCUACAGAGUGGAGUUACCCGACAUGGAGCAGAUAACGCUAAUCUACCUGGAGAAUAACGAUGCUGACUAUUCUUCAGAUGAGAACGUUUUGUCAUAUGAAGCAGUUCAACGUCUUUCUAUCAAUUAUACGCGACCUGUCAUUAUCUUGGGACCAUUGAAGGAUCGCAUCAAUGACGAUUUGAUCGCCGAGUAUCCGGAUCGCUUUGGAUCAUGUGUUCCACAUACGACGCGACCAAAACGAGACUACGAAGUUGAUGGUCGAGAUUAUCACUUUGUUGGAUCUCGCGAGCAAAUGGAGCGAGAUAUUCAAAAUCACCUAUUCAUUGAAGCUGGUCAAUACAAUGAUAAUCUGUAUGGAACGUCUGUAGCUAGUGUCAAGGAAGUUGCGGAAAGUGGCAAGCAUUGUAUCCUAGAUGUGUCCGGCAAUGCGAUCAAGCGCCUCCAAGUCGCCCAAUUGUAUCCAAUUGCAAUAUUCAUUAAACCAAAAUCUGUGGACUCUAUCAUGGAAAUGAAUCGUCGAAUGACGGAAGAACAAGCAAAGAAAACAUUUGAGCGGGCUCUCAAGAUGGAGCAAGAGUUUGGUGAAUACUUCACUGCCGUAAUUCAAGAAGAUACGAUCGAAGACAUUUAUACCAAAGUGAAGAACGUCAUAUGGUCACAAUCAGGACCAACAAUUUGGGUACCAUCAAAAGAGAAUCUUUGACCAUCAGCAACUACAACGUGGACGCUACCGCCACGUGUUCGAGCCCGACCUGUCUCGAGAUCUGGUGUAAAUCACCAUUGAAACAUAGCGAGUUUUUAAACAAAAACGAUUUAUCAUGAUUAACAUUUGGAAUGAAUAUUUGGUGUGUUCACUGAUGCUGAUGUGAACAAAAUGAAAACGAGCAAAAAGAGCAGUAACAAAAAUAAUUGGAAAUAUCAGUCGAAAUGAAGUUAAUAGAGUUUGGGCAGUGGGUAAGGUAAAGGAUAGCAUGAAAAUCACAACAAAUUCGAAUCGAGUCUUGGCAUUUGGAGGGACACACACACACACACACACACAAGCCACGAAACAAACAUUCGCUGCAAUGCCAAAAAAUAAAAAAACAAAUAGUUGAGAAAAAAAAUCCUGAUGGAUCGAUCAUUUUUUUGCCGAGAACAAAAUAAAAUGCAAAUAAUGUUAUUAUUUGUGUGCCGACAGUUUGAUCAUAUAGAGUUUAUGUUGUUGAAUCAAAAAAAAUCGCAAAAACAAAACCCGCAAAAAAAGAACAGAAAUCAUAUUGCAAAUUAUAAAACAAAAGCACGUUUGUUAAGUAGAGCCAAAACCAUGACCUUUCAGUACUGAAAAUGAAUUAUAUAUAUAUGAUAUAUCUCUCUCUAUUUAUCCGAAUAGAAAAAAAAACUACGUUCUGACUGUUUCAGAUUCAUAUUUUAUCAUUGGUCAGAUCGAUCCCCAGAUGUAAUCACCGUAUUUCGCCGUAGUCGUUUCUAGCAAAUAAAUCGAACUUUAAAAGGAAAAACAAAUUAAUAAACAUUACAACUCGAAUGAUACAAGUCCUUAAACAAAACAAAACUUGAAAAAAAAACUCCUUAAUACAGCUCAUUAUCGUCUGUGUGGCUGGGUCGAACAAAUGUUUUUUUUUCUCUAUAUCUAUUUUUUCUGUCUUAUAUAUUUGUGCUCAACAACAGAAGCAGCAGAGAAAUAUAUACAUAUAAAUACAUAUAUCAACUCAAAAGAAAAACAACCAACAUAUAAAUUUAAAACAAACAAAACCCGUCAAAGCGUCCUCGUCUCGUUUUAAGAUAUCUCUGCUGCUGCAACAACAACCACAACAAAAUGUUUAACGUAUUUCUUUAUUGUUUCUUAUUAAAACAAUAAAAAACAAAUUAUAUUUAUAUUUUUAUUUCGACAUAAGUGUCCGUUCACAUUUAGAGUGAAAGAAGAACAAAGCAAACACUUACUUUUCAUUUCGACAAGGAAAAACAAUUUAAAUAUUUUAGUCUAGAGUCAUAAUAAAUUAUAGCUGUUAUUAUAUUAUAUUAGAGACGAAAGGGACCGUUUAUGGGAGUAAAUCAAAGCAGUUAAAAUCGGAUUAAUUCUGUAAUCUUAUUACUUAAUUUGAACAACAUAAAAAACAAAAAUAUAAAGAGAAAAUCCCCGAAUAUGAAAUAAAAGUUGAAAAAAAGCAACAACAAAAAAAA
Messenger RNA from Sitodiplosis mosellana (orange wheat blossom midge), 5844 nucleotides. It is a transcript of the gene dlg1, whose product is annotated as disks large 1 tumor suppressor protein. The transcript has 23 exons. Gene Ontology annotation, molecular function: kinase binding. The coding region runs from base 1484 to 4369 and encodes 961 amino acids. Gene Ontology annotation, cellular component: neuron projection; postsynaptic density membrane; neuromuscular junction. Lineage: Eukaryota; Metazoa; Arthropoda; Insecta; Diptera; Cecidomyiidae. Gene Ontology annotation, biological process: chemical synaptic transmission. The record is from RefSeq and is a predicted model, not a curated record.